AUGACAGCUACCGCAGAACAAGCAUUGUCCUUACUCCGCCAGCUCCAAAAUGAGCAAGGCGACCUAAAGCAAAGUCUCAGUAUCAUCCGAAUCGCAGAACCCAUUUCAGACGCUGGCGACGCGAACCCCUCGCCGUCAAAGCGGAGAUCAGAUGUCUCGCUGUCAAAUCUGCAUGAUCCGACUCCUGCAACCCUCGAGGAUGACUUGGCGCAUUACAAGGAGCUUUUCUCCAAACUGCGAUUUUCCUACGUCGAGCAAGUCACCAAAGAAAAGUUUUUGCGAGCGAUCGUGGGUGACCCACCCCUGAUCGUGGGGCACAAUGAGAAUAUGGAACUGGAGACACAGUUGGCGGAGGUGAAAGCAGAGCUUAAGGCACAGAAAGAGGAAGCUCGCAUGGUGAUCGAAGAAAUGGAGAAGAUGAGCCGUGACCUUGCCAGUCGCUACAAAAAUGUUGAACUCCAAGAAGCACAGCUCGCGAGCCUGCCGGAGUCCAUCGAGAACCUUGAGAGUACCAUUGCUGGUCUUCGCGCAAAGCAAGUUGCCAACAUGGACACAUCAGAUCCACGGUCAUCCCAAAAUAUGCCUCUACCUGCGACAAUGGAAUUGCUCUCGGAUCGCGAAGCAGAAUUAGCAGCGCUCAAUCGCCAGAUUGCUGCGGUCGAGAACUCUUUGCCGCGCAAGACUCGAGAGGCUGAGGCCAUUGAGAGGGAGGUCUCGGUUCUCGAGCGCCGAAAGGUGGAGGCUGUUACACAGGCACGCGAAGCGAGACGCAAGAAGCAGGAGGGAGAGACUGAUGGUACUGAAGAAAUGGGUCGUUGGUACCGCAGUGCACAAGAGACUUUGAAAGAGAUGGUGGGAUUGGAGGGAUGA
This is a messenger RNA of Penicillium verhagenii, 870 nucleotides long. RefSeq lists its product as uncharacterized. Bases 1 to 870 code for a protein of 289 amino acids. Gene Ontology annotation, cellular component: kinetochore. Gene Ontology annotation, biological process: kinetochore assembly; attachment of mitotic spindle microtubules to kinetochore; protein localization to kinetochore. The record is from RefSeq and is a predicted model, not a curated record. The transcript is spliced from 3 exons. NCBI's taxonomy places the organism in Eukaryota, Fungi, Ascomycota, Eurotiomycetes, Eurotiales, Aspergillaceae.